CCCGUCUGCACGCCCUGCCAGGCACGCGCGCGCCUCGCCUCGCCUUCCCUUCUGGCUCCAAGUCCCGAUGGAGCUGAACAAAGCUUGGCAAAGAACCCGAACAUAGCUAUGUUCAUUUUCUGAAGACAGUUCCUGCUUUCUGUACCGAUGCAUCCAGAAAUGAAACUGCAGAAAUAUAUCUCAUGAAGCAAAAAAGAAACUAAUACAUAUUGCUCAUGAAUCAGAAAAGAAACCAGAGAUGCAUUGCUCAUGAAAGGGCAAACCACUAUAACACUCAUCAAGAUGUUAUUCCAGUGGAGUGUGUCUUUAACACUUGGGCUUUUAGUACACAUGGGAUUACGGGUACAUUUUGGGAGACCAGAGGAGUGCAUUGCAUCUCAGGGAUACAUGAAUUCUAGUGGCACUGGCAGUUGUCUGCCAAAUGGAUCAAUGGUGACUCUGUUCUGCUGGCCAAACAGCGAUGCUUUCACUAGGCGCUUCCAGAAGAUCUCCAUUCUGCAAAACCUAAAUGAAGUAAACAGCAGUGGUGGUCCUUGGGUCAGCACCCCUGUUUUCCUGGACAGAUUUGGAAUGCAGGAAUUUAGAUGCCACUAUUCAUUGCAGCUCGUAUGUGGAAUCAGAAUUACUGUUGGACUUCCUCCAGACCAGCCAAAAAAUAUUCUCUGCCAUCAGUAUGGAAAGAACGGAUCUGCCACUUGUUCUUGGGAUAAAGGACGUCAUACUUAUUGUGUUACUACGUACACAGUAAAGCUAAGCAAUGGAACAUUUGUGAAAGAGAUUCAUUCUGAAGACAAUGAAGUGGAUCUCAGAGUAAGCGUGGACUUCAAAUCUACUUACGCAGUGGUGGUUACUGCCACAAACCUACUGGGGAAUGUGUCUUCUCAGCCAAUUCAGUUAGACAUAGUGCAGCCUUAUUCUCCAGUAAACCUCUCAGCCAAAUUUGAUGGCUCUGAUGGGACAAAGUGCACCAUUCUGUGGCAAGAUCAAGAAGACACACAGCAUUUUAGAUUAAGAUACCAGCCCAUUCACAGUACUUCCUGGACCAUGCUUGAAAACAUACAAACAAGAAGAUAUGAACUACAUGGCUUAAAGCCAGACACUGAAUACAUAUUCCAGGUUUCUAAUCGUUUCCUGCCCAACAAAGGCUUAUGGAGUGACUGGAGUGCUCCAUUUCAAACGGAAGCAGUACCAUUUGAGCCCAGUGAUGUCUGGUAUUUAAAGAAGGAUGUGUCUCCCCAAAUGCAGAACAUAACUCUCUUCUGGAAGGCAAGUGAUGCAUCAGAAAGAAGAAGCCAUCAUUACAGAAUAACAUUUCAAACCCUCGGCCAGAAGCCUCACAGAACAGCAAAGACAAGUCCCACAAUGCAUACAGUUUUCUCAAAAAUUGUGCCUAAGGCAGACUAUAACAUAACAGUUUGCUCCUACAACUCGCGGGGAAUAUCUCCACCUGUCCACAUCACAACUAAACUAGGAAUUACAGACUUGCCAACACCUAGACACCGCUCGGCUGCAUCCAAGGAGAAUGAGAGCAUCGUUGUGACAUGGGAAGCCCCAUUUGCUCCUUCGCCUUUGAUCAAUGGAUAUGUAGUUCAGUGGACAGAAUUUCGUCAGGACAAACCCUUGAAAAGCACCCCAAACUGGCUAAAAGUACCUGCAUCCAACUUUACAGUCAAAAUAGAGAACCUAAAGCCUAAUGUGUGCUAUCAGAUCAGUGUGUUUGCACUCUAUGAGAGCCAAGCAGGAAAAGCAGCUUCCACUACAGAGAAUGUGUCAGCAAAAGCCCCAUUAAGAGGACUUCACAUUAAUGCAACUGAAGAUGAAGACGGAAGAAUUUUGGUCUUUUGGGAGGAACUUCCAUUCCAUCAAUGGAUGGGCUGCAUCGUUAACUACAGGAUAUAUGUGCAGAAACAACCCUUCAACUACACCUCUAAGAUCUAUGAUAUCUCUCAAUCCACCCUGCAGCCAUUUCUGAUAAGCAACGUGCAAGCCGGUGCCGUGUAUGCCGUAUGGAUGACAGCUUCCACUGAAUCUGGAGAGAGCCCUAAAGGGAAUGAAGAAAUCAUUUACAUAAAAAAUUCAAAUGCGCAAAAAGAUGUACCUGAGUGGGUUCCUGUUCUAGCGCUCUGCCUGGUCGGUCUUUCUGCCUGCACCUGCUGUGUGCCACCUGCUAGACAAAAGCUUUUCUCGUGCCUUUCUAUUUUGCUCGCCGAAUGUAAUGGUAAAGCUGUUCCAGAUCCAGCAAACUCCUCUUGCAUUAAAGAAUUCACAUCCAUGCAGGAUGAAUCAAGCUUAUAUUUCAAACAGUUCCAGAAGAAUCCAAGUAGCUUUGAAGAACCUGAAGCUUUACCAGUAGAGGAAAUCUUCAUGAAAAGGCAAUGCCCACCUCUUCAGGAUGGAUCCCACUUCAAAAACAGUGAGAAGGGAGAAAGCCAAAAAUGUCAGAUGCCAGUCAGUUUGGAAGAAGAGGAUCCCACUGUAAUAAACGUGAACUACGCUCCUUUGAUCCUUGAUACACCAAGCAUCACCAACAAGCAUUCGCUGCUACCUUUGUAUAGAAAAGUUGCACCUAAAGAACCAAAUGAAGGCCCGAUAUUUUCUGACUAUCUCAGCAAUCCAGUUGAGGAUACAACGGUAGACUACUUGCCAACUGUUACAGCCAAUGAUACGAACAAUGAUGAGGACAGCUUUGACUCUGAACUCAAUUCAUUUUCUGUUUUCCCGAGAACGUUUCUAUCCCAGACAUUUUCACUUGGAGGAAAGCUUACUCUAGAUGCUAUAAGAAUUGACUGUAAUUCUUACACAGACUAAGGUUGCAAUCUUAUUCCAAUUGAUCUGGAAGUAAGCUGUUUCACUCUAUGGGACUUACCUCAAAGUAGGUGUCUAGAAUUAUGAUGUUAGCUAGGGAUACGCAACUUUUCUGAUUCCCGAGGGCCAUAUGGUAAUGCCAGGUCAGCCAAGGAUAUCAGUCCAAGGCAUGGGAAGAUGUAAGCCUCCAUUCUCUUUCCCAUGAGAUUAGACUGUUGGAAGGGCAGGGGUAAAGCCUUUCCAACCCAUCUUAAAAGAGACAAAGGGAAACCCAAAGCUUGUUGCAUCCAGCUGUUCUUAAGAAUAUAGUAACACAUCUAAGGUAUUCUAGCUCUGACCAUUAACACUUAAAUAGGCAAUGUUCGUAAUUGCCUCCUAACUACCUUUAGUAUUUUAAAACUGCUAUAAUAUACAGUAGAGUCUUGCUUAUCCAACAUAAACAGGCCGGCAGAAAGUUGGACAAGCAGAAAUGUUGGAUAAUAAGGAGGAAUUAAGGAAAAGCCUAUUAAACAUCAAAUAACGUCGUGAUUUUACAAAUUAAGCACUAAAACAUGUUUUACAACAAAUCAACAGAAAAAGCAGUUCAAUACAUGAGAAUGUUAUGUAGUAAUUACUGUAUUUACGAAUUUAGCACCAAAACAUCACAAUGUACUGAAAACAUUGACUACAAAAACAUUGACUACUAAAAGGCAGAUUGUGUUGGAUAAUACAGAACGUUGGAUAAGCGAGACUCUACUGUACAUCCCAUCUCAUGCAGACCAAAAGCCAUUUUAAACACUAAAAUACACAAAUACUUUUGUAAUGCAACAUGAAUAUGAUUUACCCACAACAAUAUGUUCUGUAUAACUUCCUUUUUCAGUUCAUCAUUAAAAUCUAAGGCUUCAUGUUUGAAUAAGUAUGGUUGUCGUCCAAAUGUAGGGUCUUGGUGGUGGGUCCGUAGGUAACUAUAGAAACCUAUUCUUGAUCUGCUUGUUCUUUCACAGUGCUGAAUGAGUUUCUUAUUUGGACCUCAGAUUGUUUAUAUCAGUUAAAAAGUUUAGGUAUGCUUCUAUCAGAAGUUGAUCCUAGAUUUCCACUGGAGGGCCGACCUAGAAAUGCUAAGGAAGUGUUUUCGCUAGACAUUUUUAAGGCCCUCUGGCAUGAUUCCAUGGUAUGCAUUUCAAUAGGGUUCACUAUUAUCUAUGGUUUCACAUUUCCAUAGUCCAAGUCCAAGACUAUAUCGCCUACAGAUAUGAGGGUUAUAUUGUAAUUGUUAUUUUAAAAUUCUAUACAAAUUAUUGAAGGGAUUCUUCAUGCAAGUACCUCCAGUUAGGAAAGGCAAAACAUGAUUUCCACAUGUGUUUUCCAAGAGGGAUGAUUUUAUUAUUUAUUAAAACAUGUUUGAAUAAUA
Anolis carolinensis (green anole) is the source of this 4195-nucleotide messenger RNA. RefSeq names its product interleukin 12 receptor subunit beta 2 (gene il12rb2). Bases 250 to 2808 code for a protein of 852 amino acids. NCBI's taxonomy places the organism in Eukaryota, Metazoa, Chordata, Lepidosauria, Squamata, Anolidae. The record is from RefSeq and is a predicted model, not a curated record. Gene Ontology annotation, cellular component: membrane. The transcript has 19 exons. Gene Ontology annotation, molecular function: protein binding; cytokine receptor activity.